This is a messenger RNA of Meloidogyne enterolobii, 657 nucleotides long. The record is from the annotation of a GenBank genome assembly. Lineage: Eukaryota; Metazoa; Nematoda; Chromadorea; Rhabditida; Meloidogynidae.
AUGUCCAAAGCAUUACUACUUGAUGAUACUUUCGAUGAAAAAGAUGACGAAAUUGGAAUUCGUUUCAAUGAGAGACUUUCAUUACAACCAGCUACUUCUACUCCAAGUUUAAGCGAAUCCUAUGGAUCUGCUACACUUUUAUGUAGACCUGACAAGCAAGAGAAUCAAUCCCAACAACGAAGGAAAAUUGAUGUUUUUGCUAACAUUAAAAAGACAGCAGAAGAUUCUUUGGAUGAUAAAAGUUGUGUUGAUUAUUCACCGUGUACUACCAUUAAUUAUGAUACAUUUUUGAACGAAUCAACAGAAAGUAAAGGAAUAAACAAUGAAUUGAUUAAAAAUCAGUCAGAAAAUGAACAUUUUAUUCUCAAUCCUGUAUUUUGUGAUACUGACAUUGAAAUUGAAGAAAAUAUAGAAAAGAGGAAUGAAGAAAAGAUUGCUUUACUAAAAAAUGAAAAUAUUAUUUUAAAUGAAGAAGAUUUUGGAAAUAUUGCUUUAUCAUCUACUAAUUUACGUAAAAGCUUAAUUUCAACAAAACAAAGAAAAGGCGCUGAAGUAGCUUUUGAGGAAGGGACACAGACUAAAAAGGGUAAAAAGGUGGGCUUAAAAUAUUUGGAGUAUACUUAUCUAUUUAACAAAAUGCCCUCUGUUGUAUACUAA